Messenger RNA from Nyctereutes procyonoides (raccoon dog), 867 nucleotides. Its product is annotated as olfactory receptor 4F3/4F16/4F29-like. Gene Ontology annotation, biological process: G protein-coupled receptor signaling pathway. Bases 1 to 867 code for a protein of 288 amino acids. Gene Ontology annotation, molecular function: G protein-coupled receptor activity; olfactory receptor activity. The transcript has a single exon. NCBI's taxonomy places the organism in Eukaryota, Metazoa, Chordata, Mammalia, Carnivora, Canidae. The record is from RefSeq and is a predicted model, not a curated record. Gene Ontology annotation, cellular component: membrane.
AUGGGUGGAGCGAAUCACUCUGUGGUGUCAGAGUUUGUGUUCCUGGGACUCACCAACUCCUGGGAGAUCCAGCUUCUCCUCUUUGUGUUCUCCUCCAUGUUUUAUGUGGCAAGCAUGAUGGGAAACUCCCUCAUCAUGCUCACUGUGACAUUUGACCCUCACCUACACUCCCCCAUGUACUUUCUGUUGGCCAACCUCUCCUUCAUUGACCUGGGAGUUUCUUCAGUCAUUUCUCCUAAGAUGAUUUAUGACCUUUUCAGAAAACGUAAAGUCAUCUCCUUUGGUGGUUGCAUCACUCAGAUCUUCUUUCUCCAUGUCAUUGGUGGUGUGGAGAUGGUGCUGCUCAUCGUCAUGGCCUUUGACAGACAUGUGGCCAUAUGUAAGCCUCUCCACUAUUUGACCAUUAUGAAUCGAAAAAUGUGUAUUUUGCUUCUGGUUGCUGCUUGGGUAGUUGGCUUGGCCCACUCUAUGAUUCAACUGGUUUUUGUUAUAAAAUUGCCAUUCUGUGGCCCUAAUGUGCUGGACAGCUUUUACUGUGACUUACCUCAGUUCAUCAAACUUGCCUGCACAGAUACUUUCAGUCUAGAGUUCAUGGUCACAGCCAACAGUGGUUUUAUAUCUCUGGGGUCAUUCUUCAUAUUGAUUGCCUCCUAUAGUUUUAUCCUGAUCACUGUUAGGAAACACUCCUCAAGAGGCUCAUCCAAGGCCCUCUCCACUUUGUCAGCUCAUAUCAUGGUGGUGAUUUUGUUCUUUGGUCCUUGCAUCUUUGUUUAUACCUGGCCUCACCCCACAUCAUGCGUAGACAAAUUUCUUGCUGUUUUUGAUGCAGUUCUUACUCCCUUUUUAAUUCAGUCAUCUAUACAUUAA